CUUCCAUUCAGCGACCGCGUUGGUCGAUGUUCACCUUGCGACAAUGUCCAAGCAUCGUUCGUGGAUACGCGUCUGUCGCUAAAAGGCUUCAGAAAAUCGCUUAUAAGCUCCAGCCACCUCCACCUCUACUACCGUGGCAGGAAAACGCGAUCGCAUCCUUCAAGGAGGUCGUGGAUAAUGGCGAAGAAAGGAAGCUGUUGUUCAAUAUUCAAACUCAAAUGGAAAUGACGCACAUUUUGAGAGAACUGCCCCAACACAUUCCUCGGACCGAUGAGAAGAAUACCAUCCUGGUAUUAUCUAUCGCGGAGAAGCGGAUGUUUGAAGUAUUCAAAAUGCUGGAAACACGAUAUCCGGACUGGAAGGUUGUAUGGGAAGGUCCACACGGGAGACCGAUGGCCCCUGCGAAUGCAGACUUGAUGUUAACGACAGUAAGGGGAUUUACCAAGGAGGAGUGUUUCAAGAAACUUCUAAAUUCGCGUGUACAAGCUAUCAUUCUCGACGAAGCCCAGCAUGGCGCGAAAUCAUUUUGGGACCGGCUUUCAUGGCGAUUCAGUGCCAACGAUCCCUUCCCCUGGGUCAUUGGUCUGACAUCCUUGCAUCCCAAGCAACUUCAAGCCCCCAUGGAAAUGAACGCGCACUUCAAAUCCCCCUUUUUCAGACACGAUCUACUCGACGAAUGCAAGGAAAAAUGGACGCCCGAAGUGCGAUUUAGUACCGUACCGACGCACAUAGGUUUGACGGGGCUUGAAUCCUGGAGAUCAAAGUUCAGAACAGAGGAACUCUCCCCACUGAUGUCGGCGCCCGGCGUCAUCUCGACCAUUGUGAACGCAUGGGCAGAACGCUCUGCUUCGAGGAAGUCGACCAUCGUACAAUGUGUGGACUCGUCUCAUUCGCAGGCGCUGGUGGAUACUUUCAAAGAGCACCAAGUCGACGCUAGGGUCCUCGGAGAACAGGGUGAAAACUUGGAAGCUUUUAGAUCAGGCGAAUUUCCUGUCCUUCUUGUUGAAGAUGCACAGACAGUUACAAAUGCUAAUCAUGUUGACAUGGUAAUUCUCGCUAACCCAGUCACUGCCCCAACUAGCUUUCACCGGAUGUAUUCAAUGGGCACAAUGGCAUCUCCCGAAUCAGGCAAAACGGACUGUCAUGUGGUGGAGAUUGUCGACACAGCACGUAAACAAACUGGUGGCCUACAGUGGGUCCCAAGCCCUAUAGCAUAUACACUGCAUACCUGGACAAGAUUGGACCCAGACCAGCAGUUAACUAAUGCCUCUAUCGAUGAUAUCAGGGACCUUAUAGGAGGACCCUCCUACGCCACAUUGCCGAAGCCCAAAACUCUGCUUCAGAGAAGACGAGAACGAGCACAGAAAAUUCAGGAGCUCCAACAAGAUAUUUCCGUAACGGAAAGCGGCGAGCGUUCUCCACCGGAUGACUUAACCCCCGUAUCAGACGACGACAUUACUGAAACUGAUCUGCAACGAGACCUCAGAGUUCUUAACUCUAUGAAGGAGGUUACGUGGUUCCACUGCGGUAGAUUUGUGUAUGUUUCUGAUUUGGGCGAACGGGGCUAUAUCGUAAUCGCUGCAAUCAACCCGAACGAUAAUCUUCUGCAGCGUCGAUAUCGUGCUAUCCAUGAUCCUCAUCCCCUCGACGGUGGCGCCAUUCUCCAAAUUGCUAGCAAACGGGCAGAUAUUCUCCUCAAUCUAGUCAAUUUAACACCUGAAGAAGGCGUUUCACUCACCAAAGUAAAGAGCGUCGCUUGGAACUACAUUACCGUGGCCAUGAAGAUAAGAUCGACCACUCUGAGAUCAUGGCAACGGAUGGGCCUUUCCUCUCGACAAACGACAGCUAUCAAGCGCCUUUGGCCGGUGGAAAGGAUUGAUAAUGUCCGCUUCCGGGGAGAAGGGAUACCCAGGGAUGAAUUUCUGACUUGGAUGUCUCGCCUCAACGGGUCAUCUCUGUUGGCUUGUCUACGAAGCGGUAUUCCUGAUGAGGAGUAUGCCUUUUUAUCCGAGCAAACGAUUUUACAGGUUGCAAACAGGAUGCGAAAGGGAUCGAGGAAGUGGGACAUCGUUCGAACCGUGAGGGUUCUCAAAAGAGAGACUAAACGGAGAAGGAAGGAAAUGAAGAAGAAACGUCUGAAAGAGAAGAGAGAAGCUCAAAGAGAACGUGCUUCGAAGGCAAAAAAGUAGCUGCUCAUCUUACUAGUUGUUCUUCGCCUUGAAGAGGUAGUGACCAACGCCCCAUUGUUGUCCAUUGUCCAUAUUGAACAGCUCGGAGCACGCCAUGUAGAACACGCGGAACCUGUACAGCCUUGCGUUUAGCUGGGAUUUGUGUAUUCACGCCAAAGUUUAGACCUAUAAAAAGCCUUGACUCCUUCAAUUGGAU
Molecule: messenger RNA, 2385 nt
Organism: Guyanagaster necrorhizus
Lineage: Eukaryota; Fungi; Basidiomycota; Agaricomycetes; Agaricales; Physalacriaceae
Exons: 12
Coding region: 27-2189 (720 amino acids)
Source: RefSeq, a predicted model, not a curated record